AUGAAGGAUGACAGCCUUGGCAGCAUUAAGCUGGACACCCGCUCAGUUAACCCUGGGCAGUGGCAGCACUAUCGCCUGCAACUUGAAGAAGGGCAGGGUGGCGAGCUUGAGUUCGACGUAUUCCUGAAGCCUGCUGCGAGAUCCUGGCUUGUGCUGAAACAGCCCUGCGGAUAA
Molecule: messenger RNA, 174 nt
Organism: Symbiodinium pilosum
Lineage: Eukaryota; Dinophyceae; Suessiales; Symbiodiniaceae
Source: the annotation of a GenBank genome assembly